AUGUCGAACGUUUGGCAGAAUAUCGCUUUCACUAUUACUCUACAAUUUAUUGGUGACUUGCGCCAUUCACUCCUUUUACACCUUGUCACUUUGCACCAUGUGUUCUCCUUCUUCAAAGUUUAUUACGGUCUCCUAAGCCCGUCGGGCAGAUAUAGAAUAGGUAUCGGCACAUCCUUAAGGAGAUAUCAGAUUCACCAGAGGCAAUUCCAUCCACAACAAGAAGAACAGAUUGGCAAACGGCCCGGUAUCAAAGAUGACUUCGACUCGGCAAGGAGCUGCCACAAUGACACAUACCCUACAACGCCUGUCCCGUCCAAUACUGGCCCCCUCUCUGCCCUCAACGGGACGGUGCCAGCGUCGGCGAUAGUCGACUACAUCCGAUCUUUCACGAACCUUCCGCGAACGGUAAGAGGACGACGCGAAUCGCUCAGGACACAGUUUCACACACCGACUUCGUCUGUAUUAUAG
Messenger RNA from Nezara viridula (southern green stink bug), 468 nucleotides. Lineage: Eukaryota; Metazoa; Arthropoda; Insecta; Hemiptera; Pentatomidae. The record is from the annotation of a GenBank genome assembly.